AUGACAAGUGAAAGUCCUGUCAUUAUCGUCGGUGGCGGGCUGGCCGGUCUUGUGGCUGCGUUCGAGCUCUCCAAACGUCAAGUCCACAGCGUUAUCGUCGACCAAGAGAACGAAGCAAACCUUGGAGGGCAGGCGUUUUGGUCUCUUGGAGGCCUCUUUAUGGUCAACUCCGCCGAACAGCGUCGGGUGGGCAUCAAGGACAGCCGUGAACUCGCGCUGCAGGAUUGGUUGGGUACCGCACGCUUUGACCGCGAUUGCGACUACUGGCCGAAGAAAUGGGCCGAGGCAUUCGUCGAUUUCACGUCAGGAGAGCUUGAGACUUAUGUCAAAUCACUCGGCUUGAGUAUUGUCAGCGUCGGCUGGGCCGAAAGAGGCAGCGGAGAUGCUGGGGGCCAUGGAAACUCGGUACCUAGAUUCCAUUUAUCAUGGGGCACCGGACCUGCAGUGGUCGAUAUAUUUGAGAAGCCUGUCAGAGCAGCUGCGAAGAAAGGGCUUGUGGACUUUAAAUUCCGCCACCAGGUUGACUCUAUAGUGGUGGAUGAGCACGGUGCGGCUAUCGGCGUGCGGGGCCAGGUUCUUGAGCCGUCGGAUACCAUUCGCGGAGUUGCAAGCAGUCGGACGAGCAUCGAUAAAUUUGAGAUAUGUGGAAGCAAAGUGCUCAUAUCCAGUGGAGGUAUUGGUGCCAAUAUUGAACUAGUCAAGAAGAACUGGCCCGUUGAUCGAAUCGGCGCAAUCCCAUCCAACUUCGUCGUUGGUGUCCCUGCCCAUGUGGACGGACGUAUGAUCGAAAUUGCCCAGGUGGCAGGCGCCAAUGUAAUAAAUAGCGAUCGCAUGUGGCAUUACACUGAGGGCCUUAUGAACUGGGAUACAAUCUGGCCAAAUCACGGAAUUCGAAUCAUUCCUGGUCCAUCUUCACUCUGGCUGGAUGCUACGGGUCACCGAUUGCCCCCAAUGCUCUACCCUGGAACCGAUACACUUGCUACCCUAAAGCAUAUCUGCCAAAGUGGCCAUGACUACACAUGGUUUAUCCUUAACAAGACGAUAAUAAGCAAAGAGUUUGCCCUUUCAGGCUCCGAACAAAACCCGGACAUUACCGGGAUGAGCUAUCUUCAAACUCUGAAACGCCUUCUGGGCUGGUCUCCCACCGCACCUGUUCAAGCAUUCAUGGACAAAGGAGCCGACUUCGUGGUUGAGAAGAAUCUUCCUGAACUGGUUGCUGGGAUGAACAAACUAGCGAAAGAACGAGGCGGACCCGAACUUGACGUUGAACACAUUGAGAAAGAGAUCCAUCUUCGCGAUAGCCAAUGCGACAAUCCAUUCAGCAAAGAUGCCCAGAUAAUGCUCAUCCAAAAUGCACGCAACUACUGGCCUGAGCGAUGGUCUCGGGUGGUCAAGCUCCACAAGCUCACAGAUCCUAGCCAUGGCCCCCUGAUCGCAGUCCGGUUGAACCUCUUGACUCGAAAGACCCUUGGUGGACUGGAAUCAAAUCUCAACGGAAACGUCCUUCGUCCAGAUGGAACAAUCUUCCCAGGGUUGUAUGCUGCGGGCGAAGUCGCAGGAUUUGGAGGAGGUGGAGUCCACGGUUACAGUGCUCUGGAAGGUACUUUCCUUGGGGGCUGCAUCUUUUCCGGACGAGUGGCUGGUAUCAAAAUGGCUGAGGCAAUUUUGGGGGGCUCAAAUGAGUCCUCGUAG
This is a messenger RNA of Penicillium longicatenatum, 1692 nucleotides long. RefSeq names its product FAD-binding dehydrogenase. Gene Ontology annotation, molecular function: oxidoreductase activity, acting on the CH-CH group of donors. The transcript is spliced from 2 exons. The record is from RefSeq and is a predicted model, not a curated record. The coding region runs from base 1 to 1692 and encodes 563 amino acids. Lineage: Eukaryota; Fungi; Ascomycota; Eurotiomycetes; Eurotiales; Aspergillaceae.